GACCAGGUUCAAUCUAACUGAACCACCCCUUUUGCUUUCUUAGUCGAAAUCACCAAAAUGUCCAGUUAGAACAAGAAUUUAGCAUCCUGCAAAAGAAGUUAACAGCUAAGUUUCCAGAGUAAGAAUGGUCAUCGUCACAUAAUUGAAAAGGAAGCCAAUGGAGAAUAGAACGAGGGCCUGACACAAAGAUGAUGCUUACCAAUAAAUGAAUGAAAGCAGCAACAGGACUACUUGACCAACUGGUAAAAAGGAAACAUUCUGAAAUGGAUCCCAAAUAUUUCAUUUUAAUUUUGUUUUGUGGACACCUGAACAAUACAUUUUUCUCAGAGACAAAAGCAAUUACAACAGAGAAGCAGCCACAAUCCACUUUAUUUACAUCAUCAAUGCCACAUGGCUUGGUCAAUUCUCAAAACACAACAGGAAAUCCUUUGGGCCAACCAACACAACUAAACAAUGUUUCUCCGGGACAACCAACGCCAGCUACCAAAGUUGCUGCUGGACAACUUACAGCAGCUGUCUUUGCUUUUUCUGGAAAACCAGUAGCACAUACUUCUGCUGGACAACCACUUGCCUAUAACAUCACCAGAUCAACACAACCAACAUCAAUGGCCAACACCUCCUCCCAACAAACAGCACAACCUGUGUUCACCUCUGACAGACAACUACCAACAACUGCCAGUACUUCUACCAGACAACUGCAACCAUUUGUCUAUAGAUCCACUCAACGACCAUCAUCUGUCCACACCUCUUCUAAAAAGCCAGUACCACCAACUAUUCAAAAUCUAGCCACACAACCAACACCAGCUGUUAAAAGUUCACCUAGGAUUACACCAGGAUUCAUCCCAGAAGAUACUAGUAACACACCAACCCCACAUACCAAUGCUAAUUCAAUAGCUGCCAUAUUUGUUGGUAUAAUUCUGGUUUCUAUGUUGAUAGCUAUAAUCCUGAUUAUACUAUGCAAAUGCUUGAGAAAACCAGUUUUAAAUGAUCAAAAUUGGGCAGGCAGAUCUCCAUUCGCUGAUGGUGAAACCCCUGACAUAUGUUUGGAUAACAUCAGAGAAAAUGAAUUAUCCUUAAAACGUACAUCAAUUAUUUCAUUUAAGGCCUGGAAACCAGGCAAAAGCACACUUUUAGCAGAUGAUUUAGAAAUUAAUUUGUUUGAAUCAAGUGAAAACAUUGAAGAUUCCAAUAACCCAAAAAUGGAGAAAAUAAAAGAUCAAGUAAAUGGUACAUCUGAGGAUAGUGCUGGUGGGUCAACAAUUGGCACUGCUAUUUCUUCUUCAGAUGAUGCAGAGCUGCCUCCACCUCCUCCUCUCCUUGAUUUGGAAGGACAGGAGAGUAACCCAUCUGACAAACCCACAAUGACAACUGUAUUUCCUCUUCCAAAUGAUUCCACCAGUCUCCCACCAUCUCUGAACUGUCUCAAUCAAGUCUGUGAAGAUCAUAAUUGUGAGGACAAACAAUCACUUCCGCUUCCUCCCGACUCAUCUGACUUGCCCCUGCCACCAGGAGAUUUUAUGAAAAACCUGGAAGAUUCCAACAAUGAGAUCCAAUGUCAGGAGUUCUCUGUUCUUCCCAACUCUGGUCAAGAUCUCAGUGAAUCCCUGCCACCCCCACCUGCAGAAUUGUUAUAAAUAUUACAGCUUGAUUUUUAGUUGAUUUUCCAUCCUUUUUAAAGGAUAUCUUUUGUUUUUCUUCAUGUAAUGAAAUAUAUUAAAUGGCAACUGGUAACCAAUUUUUAUUUGUAUUCAGGAACUACAUGAAAUCUGUUCAAAGCCCAUGAGCAUAGGUGAAACUUAUUUUUUAAAACUAUAUAUAACAGUGAUCUAUUUACUGGCUAUAGCAUCUAACUUUAAUGUAGAGUCUGUUUUACAAAUGUGGAUGGUAUAUGUGUCAAUAACUUAACCACUUUGGAAACAAACCUAUGUAUACUUAGUAUUACCCAAUAGAUUUUUUUUUCCCCUGAGAAGCUGUGUAUCAAGUAACCCUGAAUAAAUAAAAUUUUAUUUUUCCAUUUCAAAGUCUGAGGUGGAGAAAAUGAAAUAUUAAAUACAUACUCCAACUUUAAACAAAACUCCAAGUUUUAAAUUAAUAUCUCCAGUAUUAAAAUAAAUAUUCUAAGUUCAUGGGGAUGAGUGAUUAAAAUGCAUGUUUGAAAAUGGAAAAAUUUCCUUUUAGCUCUCAUUAGAAAUAGUAAAGUGAACAUACUAAAAUAUCAAAUUUGGGGGUUGUGGACAUUUACUCUGAAAAAAAUAUGAACAUGCACCAUAAAAUGUAGAUAUUUUCUUGUCUUAUUCGGGGACCACAAAUUUUGAAACUAGCCUCUUUCUACAUCUUAAGAAUCCAAACAAAACAAAAUCUUUUUUUUUUUUUUUUUUCCUCACCCGAGGAUAUUUUUCCAUUUUUUGUUCAGAUAGAGCGGGGGAGGG
Messenger RNA from Molossus molossus (Pallas's mastiff bat), 2429 nucleotides. It is a transcript of the gene EVI2B, whose product is annotated as ecotropic viral integration site 2B. The transcript has 4 exons. Gene Ontology annotation, biological process: regulation of stem cell division; positive regulation of neutrophil differentiation. The record is from RefSeq and is a predicted model, not a curated record. Bases 210 to 1634 code for a protein of 474 amino acids. NCBI's taxonomy places the organism in Eukaryota, Metazoa, Chordata, Mammalia, Chiroptera, Molossidae.